AUGAAGACAAUGCUUCAACAACUUAUCAAGGGACAAACAAGUGGAGCUACUGAGCUCAACACCAAGCUCGCCGAGAUCAACAACAACAAUCGCAAACCCAAAGAGUAUGUGCAAGCAAUUACUCUUAAGAGUGGGAGAGUUCUUCCGGAGAGAGUGGUACCAUCAAGAAGCAACGAGGACGUUGCGAUUCAAGAGGAGGAGGAGUCAGUCGACAUUGAAGCUGAGGAGAGAGUUGAGAAAGUCAGUGGAACCAGAACCUGGAAGCAGAGAGACAGCAGCAGAACCAUCAAAGGAAAAAAAGAGGAGGGAAACUCUUUUUGUUCCCCACCAUUCAAACCAAUGCUGCCUUUUCCAACACGUUUCAAGAAACAAAUGGCGGAGAAAUGCAGGAAAGUUUUGAUCAGCAAAUUGUCAGAGAUCAACCUGAAAAUCCCUUUUGUAGACGCUCUCAUGAUGAUCAAGCCUUAUCAGAAAUUUUUGAAAGAUGCCAUUUUGGAGAGAACCAAGGAAGUGCAAGGCAUGGUGGUAUUGUCUCAAGAGUGUAGUGCUAUAAUUCAAAGCAAGACAGUAACAAAGAAGCUUGGUGAUCCUGGAAGCUUCACUCUCCCUGUUCCUAGGGACCAUUAG
Microthlaspi erraticum is the source of this 627-nucleotide messenger RNA. NCBI's taxonomy places the organism in Eukaryota, Viridiplantae, Streptophyta, Magnoliopsida, Brassicales, Brassicaceae. The record is from the annotation of a GenBank genome assembly.